AUGCUACCGGGCCCUCUUGUCAGUGUUUAUCAGCAGUACAAGCAAGACACGAAUGCUGUGGCUUCAUGGCUUGCGUCCACGGCCAAGUCAUGCGGUUAUCCCGCAGACCUGCUCUCUGGCGGCUCUUCUCAGGCGCUUACCCCUGAGACGUCCAAACGCCUCAAGGGAAAAGCCAGGAAGCAGGCGAAGGCUGCCGCUCCACAGUCACAGGGCUCUUCGUCGCGGCCCGCUCGCCCCGACUACACCAUUGCCAUCAAAGACUUCAUUCCGCUCGCUGAGUGUGUGGCAGCAUCCAAGAAGCCUGUUGUUGUUCCACUGGCUUUCGCUCAUACACUCAACCGUGUCAUUUCCACGCGGUCUGCGUUUGGCGGUCGACUUGCUGACCUCGGCAGCGCCCCCUCUGAUGACGCCAAUUCCAAGCACUCUUACUUUGUCGGGGUCCUGGAGCAGGUUCGACAAGUCCUCAAGCCACGAGUUCCACCUGCUUUUCAGGACGCAGCCAAUCCCCGCAACCCCUCAGACACUCUAGACGAGGUGGGCGGUAGGUUUGCAGGUCUGAGCGUCUAUGAACCGUCUGAAGAGUUCCUCAACGCCCCUGAUAUCAAGAGACCAGUACCGGUCAAGGAUGACAACGCCACAUAUGUCGUCGAGCCAAUUCAAGAUAUGGAGGAGGCCCUAUUUGCAUAUGCUCUCAUGAUCGACGACUUAACCAAGAUUCGGGCCCGAAUUGGAUGGAUAUGGGCUAAUUAUCGGGAUGGUCUUUCCGAGCCGGCAUCUGCCGCUGUUGCAACGAACACGGCCUGCGACCUCGCCCGUAACCUGAUGGAGGACAUGGCACCGAUUUUCAAGGCGCACGGAGGACCAGUAGAGAUCGCAAGCAAGUUCUAUCUAUGCCAGUGUUUGGACAACGGGUUCUUUCUCGACGAAAUUACCGACCCUGCCAAUGAGUUCAACUAUGGCACCUACGACAUCGCAAAUGAUACAUACAUGAUCCCAUUCAUCAUGAUCACGAGCUUCCUGACUGUCUUGGAUCCUAAAGACCUGCGUCUGUACAAAGAGGGCACGUUCGGUACAUAUGACCCGACCCGGGACUGGGACUCAAUGACCAACCAAGAAAAGUUCAAACAGGACAAGGUUCUGAUGAUGGAGGUCUUUGGCGAGCUUGUGACCGUUGCUCGAUGUAUUCCGAACUACCCUGUCUGUGACGAGUUCAUUCGCGGCAUGCAAGAGCUCGACCGCACCCGAGAAAUCCCCAUGUAUCUGGCCUUCACGGCCCAAGUCUUUCUCGAUAUCCAUCACGUAUUACGGGAAAAGGUUUACUCAGCACACGAAAAGUGCAUGUCAAACAUCAGAAUCAUGGACGAAGACCUCAGACUCCACCUAGAUUUCCAUACCAAGCUCCGCAUCAAGCACUGGCCAGCGUCGAACGACGAGAUGAUAAGGCAGCUUCGAGAGAAGAUCAAGUGGGUCCAGGAAGAUCCUGUGCACAAUGUCAAGGCGAAGGUUUUCGGUCAAUCGGCAAUCACUGCGCCCGCCCAUCGCAUUUUGAAAUACUCGCCUGUGCUCUCGGGCCUCAUUCUUUACCAUUUUCGCGCCCAGACAUACGAUUUAGGCCUCACAGUUGCCAACGCAUGGGGCUCGGUCGCCUAUUCGCUACACCUUUACAAUGCUCUACAGCAGGAAAGGCUCCUGUCGCCUCCCGGAUCCUCGGCAGAGACGUGGGAGGACAUGGACCUCGCGCUAACGAUUCUGAACGAGGGCAGCUUUUUCGUCGGCGCCGAGCUACCCAAGAACCCGCAGGACUACUUCAAGAAGUUCUGCCUCCAGAUGGGCACCACCGCGUCCGCCUUCAUGAAGAUCAAGCACAAGCGUAUGCGUAACCUCGAGGACCUGCACUCCAAGAAGGGACCACGCGGUAUCAAGGAGGACUGCGCGCCCGUUUCUGGCAUGUUCGUCGACCGUUAUGUCCACAACACGGGCCAGGUGGACUGGACCCCCGAGCACGUCGACCAGAUUGUCUCUUGUAGCCUCUUCGAGGAAGAGGGGAAGGACGAGGACGGUAAAGUCCUCUUAGGCCAGAUUGACGACCCGGAGAAGUUGCGUGAGCGCAAGAGGAACAUUGCCGCCGGCAGGGUAGGUAAGAAGACGACGGCUGCCGGCGCCCGUAUGCCCCCGGACCGACUCAUCAGAGCCCUCACCCUCGCACUCCACGCCGAGUCGAUUACGCUGGCGUUCCCUUACCUUACGCUGCACCGCACGUCCUGGCGUAUGCUUCGUGCGUUGCGAGAGGGCUGUGAGCCCUUACUGUUGAGGCGGUAUGGCCCUGAAUACAUGGAGAGGGAGAGCCAGCUGCCGUGGCUGGUUGGUUGGACUUUCAUGGCAUUGGCGGAGGGCGAUACUGGGAUUUUUGUCAAGGCUGCCGACACUCUAAAGGAGCAGUAA
Messenger RNA from Diaporthe batatas, 2442 nucleotides. RefSeq lists its product as uncharacterized. The transcript has 3 exons. The record is from RefSeq and is a predicted model, not a curated record. Bases 1 to 2442 code for a protein of 813 amino acids. Lineage: Eukaryota; Fungi; Ascomycota; Sordariomycetes; Diaporthales; Diaporthaceae.